Messenger RNA from Brenthis ino (lesser marbled fritillary), 2913 nucleotides. The record is from the annotation of a GenBank genome assembly. Lineage: Eukaryota; Metazoa; Arthropoda; Insecta; Lepidoptera; Nymphalidae.
AUGUGGACUACUAAGACAUUUCUAACUAAAACAAAACGCGGCAACGUUUUAAAAAUAGUAAGAGAGCAUUAUUUGCGAGAUGAUUUAUUAUGUGGUUCUGCGGCGUGUAACUUGUGUCCACAUAAAGAUGAUGAAUUCGUGUUAGACGAUAAACCGAAAUCAGUUUGCUCUUUAUUUGACUAUAAUCACUAUUUAAUCUUGGAUACAAAUGUAGUAUUACAUCAGAUAGACGUUCUGGAAGAAGAUGCAUUAAAAAAUGUUAUUAUCUUACAAACCGUACUUGAAGAGGUUAAACACCAGAAUACAGCUAUUUUUCAAAGACUUCUGGAGAUAAUUGGAAAUAAAAAAAGAAAAUUUCACUCAUUUGUAAAUGAGCAUCAUAAAGAUACUUAUGUGGAGCGUAAGCCAGGAGAAAAGCAGAAUGACCGUAAUGAUAGAGCUAUUCGUAAGGCAGCUGCAUGGUAUGCUUCGCAUGUAUCUAUCAACAAUGUGGCAGGACAGUUUCCACAAAUUGUUCUUCUUACAGAUGAUGAGAAUAAUAGAAAAAUUGCUCAAGAAGAAGGCAUUGUGUGUUGUUCUGUAAAAGAUUAUAUAGAAAAUGUUACUGACUUUCCUGGACUUUCUGAUAAACUUUCUAAGAAUGUGAUACCAGAGAGUUGUACAAAAGAUGCCUUAUAUCCUGCACAUUUAACUCCCAUUCAAAUCCAUAGCGGAAUUAGAAAUGGAAAAUUACAUCAAGGCACAUUUCAUGCUUCUAGAGAUAACUUUUUGGAAGGAAAUGCAAGUAUCAAUGGAUAUGAGAAACCUAUUUUACUCCAAGGACAUAUAGGUAUCAACAGAGCAAUAGAUGGAGAUAUUGUAGCCAUUGAAAUAUUACCAGAAGAAGAAUGGAGAAAGCCCAGUGAUAUUGUUUUAGAAGAUAAAGCAGAAGAUCCUGGUGAUUUUUUGGAAGAGGAGUCCCAAUUGCUUAACACAAAACCCAGUGUUCCUGAUGAGGACAUCUCACCAACUGGAAAAGUGGUAGGGAUUAUAAGAAGAAAAUGGAGGCAAUACUGUGGAAUUUUAAUGCCUAGCAAGUUUCCCGGAGCAACACGUCAUCUGUUCACGCCGGCGGAGAAGAGAGUACCGCGGGUUCGAAUAGAAACACGUCAAAGUGAUAUUCUCGCUUCACAACGUAUUCUAGUCGCCCUAGACUCAUGGCCAAGAAAUAGCAGAUACCCUUUGGGACAUUUCGUUAGAUCUUUGGGACCUAUUGGCGACAAAGACGCAGAAAACGAAGUGAUUUUGCUCGAACAUGACGUACCGCACGCGCGCUUCAGUGAGGCGGUGCUCGCCUGCUUGCCGCCCGACGCCUGGACUAUACCCGAAGAGGAGAUAAAAAAACGUGUAGAUCUAAGAUCUAUAUGCGUUUGCUCGGUCGACCCGCCAGGUUGUACGGACAUAGACGACGCUCUGCACGCCAGACCCAUGGCCACCACCGACGGGCUCACCACCUACGAUGUGGGAGUGCAUAUAGCAGAUGUCACACACUUUGUAAGACCAAACACUGCGUUGGAUAAGGAGGCUGCAUCUCGGUCCACUACUGUGUAUCUGGUUGAUAAGAGGAUUGAUAUGGUGCCAGACUUGCUCAGUUCAAAUCUAUGUUCUUUAAGAGGCGGUGAAGAAAGAUUAGCAUUUUCAUGCGUAUGGGAGAUUGAUGAGAAUGCCAAUAUUCUUUCUACAAAGUUCCAUAAAAGUGUUAUAAAGUCUCGAGCCGCCAUGACAUACGAAGAAGCACAAAUAGCCAUAGAUGAUCCAUCAAGAAAUGACGAUGUCGCGUCGUCGUUACGUGUUCUAAACGCCCUUGCGAAAAAAUUGAAGCAAAAAAGGCUCGAUAAUGGUGCUUUGUUAUUGGCUUCGCCUGAAAUUCGUUUUCAAGUGGACUCAGAAACUCACGAUCCAAUAGAAGUGCAAGCAAAGAAAGUAGUGGACACCAACUCGAUGGUGGAGGAGUUCAUGUUGCUCGCGAACGUGAGCGUGGCGGAGCGCCUCGCGGCCGCGUUCCCGCAGUGCGCGCUGCUGCGCCGCCACCCCGCGCCGCCGCCCGCCAACUUCCACACCUUCCUCAAGGCCGCGAGGCAGCAGGGAUUCGAGCUCGACGUAUCAACAAACAAGUCCUUCUCCAAGUCCCUCAACGAGGCAGUGAUACCGGACCGGCCGUUCUUCAACACACUCCUGCGCAUAAUGGCGACGCGUUGUAUGCAGCAGGCCAUUUAUUUCUCAAGUGGCACAAAAACUCAAGAUGAAUUCUAUCAUUACGGACUCGCGUGUCCCAUUUAUACGCAUUUCACAUCUCCUAUAAGAAGAUAUGCAGACGUGAUAGUGCACCGCCUGCUGGCCGCGAGCAUAGGCGCGGACGUGACGCACGCCUCCCUCCUCGACACGAAGCACGCGGACGCGCUCUGCGAGAACCUGAACUACCGCCACAGGCAGGCCCAGUACGCGGGACGGGCCUCCGUGGCGCUUAACACGCAUAUUUUGUUCAAAAAUCGAGAAGAAAUUGAGGCAGCCGUCGUGUUGGCUGUAAAGCGAAAUGCGUUGCAAGUGCUUAUUCCAAAAUACGGGCUUGAAGGACCAUUAUAUCUGCCAUCGGACAAGUUUACGUAUAAUGAAGAGGAACAUGUUCAAGUAUGCAACGGGACUACACUAAAGACAUUUGAUGAACUAACAGUGAGACUUACACUCGACAGUUCGAAUUUACAACACAGAAAACUUGUCUUUCAAUUAGUGACGCCAUAUAUACCUGGGGUCAGCUACGAACCAGCAAACAAAAUGGAUGUCGACACAGAUGAAAUGAAGUCCGUCGAGAAAAAUGAGAAAAAAAGAAAAGAAACGAGUAAUAUUAGGACAAAAAAGAAAUCUAAGAAAACAAUG